Molecule: messenger RNA, 939 nt
Organism: Cordyceps fumosorosea ARSEF 2679
Lineage: Eukaryota; Fungi; Ascomycota; Sordariomycetes; Hypocreales; Cordycipitaceae
Product: mitochondrial oxaloacetate transport protein
Exons: 3
Coding region: 1-939 (312 amino acids)
Source: RefSeq, a predicted model, not a curated record
AUGUCCACCACAGCCGGCGCCUUCAUCGCCGGCGGCAUAGCGGCCUGCGGCGCCGUGACCGCCACGCACCCGUUCGAGACGGUCAAGAUUCGGAUGCAGCUGCAGGGCGAGCUGCAGACCAAGGGCCACCAGCCGCACCACUACCGCGGGCCACUGCACGGCGUGGGCGUCAUAGUCAAGAACGAGGGUGUGCGCGGCAUCUACCGCGGCAUUGGGUGCGCGUACGUGUACCAGAUCCUGCUCAACGGCUGCCGGCUAGGCUUCUACGACCCGAUGCGCCAAGGGCUGGCCUCGAUCUUCCUGCGCGACGGCGCCGCCCAGAACCUCGGUAUUAACAUGUUUUGCGGCGCCGCAUCGGGCGUCAUCGGCGCCGCGGCCGGCUCGCCCUUUUUCCUCGUCAAGACGCGCCUCCAGAGCUUCUCGCCCUUCCUGCCCGUCGGCACCCAGCACACCUACCGCAACGCCAUUGACGGCAUGUCACAGAUCUACCGCGCCGAGGGCGUCCGCGGCCUGUACCGGGGCGUCGGCGCGGCCAUGAUCCGCACCGGCUUCGGCAGCUCCGUGCAGUUGCCCACGUACUUCUUCGCCAAGAGGCGGUUAAUGCGCCACGCAGGCAUGGAGGAGGGCCCCGCGCUGCAUCUGGCGAGCAGUGCCGUCAGCGGAUUCGUCGUGUGCUGCUUCAUGCACCCUCCUGACACCAUCAUGUCCCGACUAUACAACCAAAACGGCAACCUCUACAAGGGCGUGCUCGACUGCCUGGGCAAGACGAUCCGCACAGAGGGCGUCUUUGCCAUCUACAAGGGCUUCCUGCCACACCUCGCCCGUAUCCUGCCACACACGAUCCUGACGCUCUCCCUCGCUGAGCAGACCAAUAAGCUGAUGCGUAAGGUCGAGGACCGCAUCCUGCCCAUGCUGGACAAGGACGCGAAUCGUCUGUAA